UGCCCCCUCGCCCCCUCCGCCUUCCGCCUCUCCACUCCCACCUCCCCCCUGUCAAGAAGGGUACUCCUCCGGCGACGGCGCCGCCUCCACCCUCCCCGUCAAGUUCUUCUCUGGCCCGCCCGACCCCAGCCAUCCUUUGACGCUUGACAUCCUUGGUCCGCGGCGCCGCAUCCCCGGCAGAGAAAGGAGAAUAACACCUAACUUCCACAACCGAGAUGGCGGAUGGCGGCCAAGACAACGAACUUGCUGCUCUCGAGAAAGUGUUGCUCGACGAAAGUGCAGAUCCUGUCGGUCUGCCUUUCUCGCUUCUCAAGGCCAUCACAGGAAACUUCUCUGAAGAUAAUGAAAUUGGCAGCGGCGGGUUUGGAGCGGUUUACAAGGGUGUGCUUCCAAGUGGUCAUACCAUUGCCGUGAAGAAGCUCUUUGAGAGAUUUGAGAUACCGGACAAGAAUUUCGCAAGUGAGAUCGCCUGUCUUGUUGGGGUCAAGCACAAGAACACGGUGCGAUUCCUCGGAUAUUGCUCCAAGACGCAACAUGUGAUGAAGCUGUUUGAGGGGAGGCUUGUCUGGGCAGACGUGCGGCAGAGGUUGCUCUGCUUCGAAUACCUACCCAAAGGGUGCCUUGCUGACUUUCUCUCCGAUGCAUCUUGUCGACACCAGUGGACCACAUGUUACGAAAUAAUAAAGGGGAUGUGUGAGGGAGUACAUUAUCUUCACCAACAGCGUAUUAUUCACAUGGACCUCAACCCUCAGAAUGUACUAUUGGAUAAUAAUAUGGUGCCUAGAAUUGCGGAUUUUGGUCUAUCACGGCGCUUAAGUGGAAGCCAGAGUCGGGCUAUUACUGAUCACAAGCUUGGGACAAUGGGAUAUAUGGCACCAAAAUUCUUAAAUAACGGAGAAAUCACUUUCAAGACAGACAUAUAUAGUUUGGGUGUCAUAAUCAUGAAGAUCCUUAUGGGACAUAAGGAGUGCUCCAGUGUUAAGGAGAUAGUUGAAAGCUGGACGAACAUGUCAUCCAUCUCAUGAUCAUCAAAAUGAAUCCACUAACAAAGUUGAUUAAGUCUUGUUAACAAAUUCAUUCCGAAUAGCACGGAAC
Triticum dicoccoides is the source of this 1095-nucleotide messenger RNA. RefSeq names its product cysteine-rich receptor-like protein kinase 26. Gene Ontology annotation, molecular function: protein kinase activity; ATP binding. The transcript has 6 exons. Lineage: Eukaryota; Viridiplantae; Streptophyta; Magnoliopsida; Poales; Poaceae. Gene Ontology annotation, biological process: protein phosphorylation. The record is from RefSeq and is a predicted model, not a curated record. Bases 216 to 1025 code for a protein of 269 amino acids.